Messenger RNA from Toxorhynchites rutilus septentrionalis, 1188 nucleotides. RefSeq lists its product as uncharacterized. Gene Ontology annotation, biological process: DNA integration. The coding region runs from base 1 to 1188 and encodes 395 amino acids. The transcript is spliced from 2 exons. NCBI's taxonomy places the organism in Eukaryota, Metazoa, Arthropoda, Insecta, Diptera, Culicidae. The record is from RefSeq and is a predicted model, not a curated record. Gene Ontology annotation, molecular function: nucleic acid binding.
AUGAGGACGGUGGCACGUAACUACGUCUAUUGGCCUGGCAUCGACGAGCAGAUCACGCAGCUCGUUCGUUCAUGCACCGAAUGCGCUAAGGCAGCGAAAACCAGCAGUAAAGUAAACCUGGAGAGUUGGCCUUCACCGCAAAAACCAUGGCAAUGUGUACAUGCAGAUUAUGCUGGACCUGUGGACGACUUCUACUACCUUAUCGUGGUGGAUGCAUUCAGCAAAUGGCCUGAGGUGAUACCAACCAAGCGAAUCACCACUGAAGCAACACUCACCAUGUUCAGAGAAAUUUUUGCAACUCACGGUAUGCCAGAGACGCUGGUAACUGACAAUGGUCGUCAGUUUGUCAGCGAGGAUUUCGAGCGCUAUUGUGAGCAGAACGGCAUACUCCAUCUGAAGACACCGCCAUAUCACCCACAAUCCAACAGACUUGCUGAACGCUUCGUAGACACGUUCAAGAGGGCACUGAAAAAAAUCACAUCGGGGGGAGAGGCCCUCCGCGAAGCAAUAGCAACCUUUUUGCUUUGUUAUCGCUCUACACCGUGUCGAAGCGCACCCCAGGAAAAAUCACCAGGCGAGCUGCUACUGGGUCGGCGACUCCGAACUUCAUUGGAUCUGUUGAAGCCACCCACACCAUUCCACAAAGUUGCAGAUCCCAAGCAGAACGCUCAGUUUAACAAAAAACAUGAUGCAAAACCGAUGAAUUACGACGUCAAAGAACUUGUCUGGGCAAAAGUACAUCGCAAUAACACUUGGUCUUGGGAACCAGGACAAGUAUUGGAAAGAGUCGGUCGAGUGCUAUACAACGUCUGGCUACAGAAGGAAGGAAGGAAGAGUAAACAGAACCUCAUUAGGACUCACUGCAACCAACUACGUAGGCGAUAUAUAUGUGAACAAACCGAGUUGACUGAGCAGCAGCAGCCAGCGUUAAUCCCACUCAACCUUCUUCUGGACUCGUGUGGGCUUCUACCAGCAGCAGUUGAUGCAGCUGCACCGGAGCCUGAUCCAAAGUCACAACCAUCAUCAUUCGAGAGUCAGCCUCUCGAAUCUCCUGAACCUAGGACAAUUAAUCGAAAUCCUACCCUCAUCUCAUCAAGAGCUACUCCUCAGCUAGAACCAGUUCAGCCUCGCCAAUCUUCACGACCCAGAAGAAAGCCGGUGAGGUAUGACCCGUAUUACCUUUACUAA